Molecule: messenger RNA, 3092 nt
Organism: Carica papaya (papaya)
Lineage: Eukaryota; Viridiplantae; Streptophyta; Magnoliopsida; Brassicales; Caricaceae
Source: RefSeq, a predicted model, not a curated record
ACUAUGCCCGUAACAAAAAACUGCUAAUUGCACUCUUCACCAGAUUUCAAAAGACAGUUGGGGGAGCGUCUUUCGGUAAAGAAGAGAGAGAAAGAGGCGGCGGUUUUUGGUGAAGAAGGAGAAGAAGUCGAGUAGGGGAAGAGUCUGUUUUUUGGUAAGGAAGAAGAAAGAGGCUGCGAUUUUUGGAAAAAAGGGUUUGCGUCGGGGAAGAGGUUGCAUACAGUGAGGAAAAAGAAGGGGUUUCGAUUCUUGAAAAAGGAUCUGUGCUUUUGGUGAGGAAGAGGAAAGUGAAGAGGCGGCAGCUAGGUAUUUGUUUUGGGAAUAGAAGAAUGAGGGAGGGUAUAAUUGUAAAUUUAGGUAUUUAGUUGGGUAGCAUUCUGUGCUCAGAACCAGUUGUUGCCGCCAUAGGAACUCCUGCUGUCUAGGUUAAUUUGCCGCCGCAGUUGCGAUGGGAGGCUCUCGGCUUCAAGUUAACAAAGCCCACAAGACACGCUUCUCAUCUAAAUCAACCCGCAACCUCCACAAAAUCUCUCUCAAAGAUAAGGCGCGAGCUGGGAAACUAGAGAACAAUGUUGCCAAGGGUGCUCGGGCUGCCCGAAUUCAGCGCUGCAAGAUGCUGCGGGAGCAGAAACGUGCAGCUGUUCUCAAAGAGAAAAGGGCUUCGAGUGGAUCAACAAGCCCACCCCGUGUAAUUGUGCUUUUCGGCCUUUCUGCUUCUGCGAACCUGAAGUCGCUGACUGAAGAUCUAUUGAAUGUAUUAUCUCCAGAAGGUAGUGGUGCUGCAUCUUCAACAGUUGUUUCUUCUGAGUACAAACUAAGAGCAACAGUAUUGCAAGCACCACAUGGAGAUUUACUCACAUGUAUGGAAAUGGCAAAGGUUGCUGAUUUAAUUGCAUUUGUGGCAUCUGCAAACUCUUCAUGUGAAGAAAGUACCUCUGACUAUAUUGAUUCAUUUGGAAGUCAAUGUCUUUCUGUGUUUAGAUCAAUUGGUUUGCCAAGCACCACUGUAUUGAUCCGUGAUUUACCAACUGAGCUGAAGAAAAGAAAUGAUUUGAAGAAGAUUUGUAUCUCGGAUCUUGCUUCUGAGUUUCCUGAGGAUUGUAGGUUCUAUCCAGCGGAUACAAGGGACGAAUUGCAUAAGUUCAUGUGGCUUUUUAAGGAGCAACGUCUCACAGUGCCUCAUUGGCGAAAUCAACGACCAUAUCUUAUGGCUCAAAAGGUUGAUAUGGUAGUGGAUGACUAUGGUUCGGGAAAAUGCAAUCUUCUUCUCACAGGUUACUUGCGCUCUCGUUGCCUAUCUGUAAAUCAGCUGGUUCAUGUCCGCGGUGCAGGAGAUUUCCAAAUGUGCAAAAUGGAAAUUUUGAAGGAUCCAUUCCCUCUAAAUGUGAGAAAACAACAGGAUGCCAUGGAGUCUGAUGAUAUCCAUGCUGCAGAGGUUAUUCGUAUGCUGGUUCCUGAUCCAAUAAAGCAGGAGCCUCUUCUUGUCGAGAAUGUUCCAGAUCCUCUUGCUGGAGAACAGACUUGGCCAACAGAGGCAGAAAUGGUAGAGGCUGAUAGAGAUCGAAAAGAAAAAAGACAGAGAAAGAGAGCUCUUCCUCGAGGCACUUCAGAAUACCAGGCUGCUUGGAUAGUGGAUGAUACAGAUGAAAGGAGCUCGGAUAGUGAUGAUAAUAAUGAUGAUGGUAUGGUAUUGGAUGAAAAUGAAAGAGGCAUUGCUAAUCAAGAACAUAUGCAUGAACCAGAUUUUGAAGAUGACCAAGCAUCCUUGAACUUUCGAGAGUCUGAUGAAGAAACAGAAAAUAAUUCAGUGAUGAUGGAGAGUGAGAACUUGACAAGGGAACAGAUAGAGGAUGAUAUUAAAAAAAUUAAAGAGGCACAUGCCGAAGAUGAAGAAUUUCCAGAUGAAGUGGAUACUCCUCUAGAUAUUCCUGCCAGAAAGCGUUUUGCCAAGUACAGAGGUCUCAAGUCCUUUAGAACCUCCUCCUGGGACCCGAAAGAAUCUCUGCCACCAGAGUAUGCCAGAAUAUUUGCUUUUGACAACUUCAAUAGAACACAGAAGCAUGUACUUGCCCAAGCGUUAGAAAUGGAGCAAGGGAACAGGGAUGAUUGUGUACCGGCUAGUUCCUAUGUGAGGCUUCAUGUCAAGGAUAUACCUCUUGAUCUUGCUUCCAAAUUGUGUGUCCUUGCAAAGACAUCACCAGUAGUAGCAUGUGGUCUUUUGCAGCAUGAGUCCAAAAUGUCUGUCCUUCAUUUUAGCAUAAAGAAGCAUGAUAUGUAUGAUGCUCCCAUUAAAACCAAAGAAGAAUUAAUAUUUCAUGUUGGUUUUCGCCAAUUUGUUGCUAGGCCAGUAUUUUCUACCGACAACAUCAACUCAGACAAGCAUAAAAUGGAGAGGUUUCUUCAUGCAGGGCGUUUUUGCAUGGCUUCAAUUUACGCUCCUAUUUCAUUUCCACCUGUUCCUUUGAUAGCCUUGAAGAGAGUGGAAGGAGCUGUUGCACCUGCAGUUGCUGCUGUUGGCUCCUUGAGAAGCAUUGACCCAGACAGAAUAAUUCUGAAGAAGAUUAUUUUAACUGGGAGGAAAUUUGUCAAAAUUACUCAUCUUUUCUUAUUUUUUGCAGGGGCAAUGAAAUGCAUUUUGAAUGGGGUCCUUCAGCAGCACGACACUGUUUGCAUGAGCUUAUACAAGCGAGCAUAUCCCAAGUGGCCAGAACAUUUCUUCCCACUGAUUGAUGCUUGAGUAUCAGUUUAUGCAUAAUCUUGUAUUUGCAGAAUUUGGAAACUGAAGGGCAUGGUUUGUUGUUUCAUGGGAAUGAAGCUUUGGUUCAGAUUUGUUGAUUCUAACUAGUGUUUUGCAGUUGUAAGCUGCAUGCAACAGUGAUACAUAUAUGUUUAUUGUUUUGUUUUAUUCCAACCCUCCUCAUAGUUGGAGCUUGUAAGCUACAUGGCAGAAUAUCCUCUAUUAUUUUGCUUUACUCCCCCAGAUAUUCCUCACCUUCCUCCCCUUCAUUUGAUAGUUGGAGAGGGAAAAUUUUUGUAGAGUAAGCUUGCUGGAACUUUUUUACUCAUGAUUUUAUUGAUAAUCUCAUCUGUAA